Oncorhynchus tshawytscha (Chinook salmon) is the source of this 6068-nucleotide messenger RNA. Its product is annotated as sodium-dependent neutral amino acid transporter B(0)AT2-like. Gene Ontology annotation, cellular component: membrane. The record is from RefSeq and is a predicted model, not a curated record. Gene Ontology annotation, biological process: sodium ion transmembrane transport. The transcript is spliced from 13 exons. The coding region runs from base 341 to 2440 and encodes 699 amino acids. NCBI's taxonomy places the organism in Eukaryota, Metazoa, Chordata, Actinopteri, Salmoniformes, Salmonidae.
AAUAUUAUAGGGGCUGUGAAGGGAGGGACUGUGAAGGGAGACCAGAGCCAAUCAAAAGACGAAGGGAGUUGGUCUUCUUGAUAUCUUGGCAAGAUCGACAGAUCAUGCUUCUUACACUGCUACAACGUGGCGCCUGUGAAGUUUUGUAUAGGAUUCCGAAUAGCAAUGAUCAAGUUGAGCGCUCCAGAGAACCCUUCGUUAUUAUUUGCGUCAACCCAGACGUAAUUUAGAGACAAAGGUUCUCGUUCUGCUGGGGUAACGGACCAAGACUGGCAGUGAGAAGUUGUCCGACGUCAGAGACUACUCCCCCAAGUGCACAGCGCGACGUAGAGGACACACCAUGAUGGAGAAGCCUCCAUUGCCUAGCGAUGAGGAGGGCACUAGGAUGGGAGCGAGUCGGUCGGAAGCGGAGCUCCUGGACUUGGGAGUGCAGGGGACCUCCGGGGGCAUGGCGUCGUCUGGGGAUGCAGACGACCGCCCGGCGUGGGACAGCAAGCUGCAGUAUGUACUGGCUCAGGUGGGCUUCAGCGUGGGCUUGGGGAACGUAUGGAGGUUCCCCUACCUCUGCCAUCAGAACGGAGGAGGCGCAUUCAUGGUUCUCUAUGUCAUGCUGUUGGUGGUGGUGGGGGUUCCCCUGUUCUUCAUGGAGCUGGCUGCGGGCCAGUGUAUCCGUCAGGGAAGCAUCGGUGUGUGGAAGCACAUCUCCCCCAAGCUGGCCGGUAUCGGCUACUCCAGCUGCAUGGUGUGUUUCUUUGUGGCUCUCUACUACAAUGUCAUCAUCGCAUGGAGUCUCUUCUACAUGGGCAACUCCUUCCAGUAUCCUCUACCCUGGGAGCAGUGUCCCAUCAACAUGACCACCAAUAACACUGUAAAGGAAUGCUUAGGUAGCUCCCCAACCUCAUACUUCUGGUUCCGGAAGGCUCUCGACAUCACAGACUCCAUCGAUGAGUCUGGUGAGUUUAACCCCAUCAUGACGGGCUGUCUGCUGGCUGCCUGGGCCAUCGUCUGUCUAGCCAUGAUCAAAGGCAUCAAGUCCUCUGCCAAGGUGAUGUAUUUCUCCUCAGUCUUCCCCUAUGCUGUGCUGUUCAUCUUCCUCGUCAGAGGCUUGAUGCUGGAUGGAGCCAAGGAGGGAAUCGCCUACAUGUUCUACCCUAAAAUAGAAAUUUGGGCUGAGGUACAGGUGUGGCGGCAGGCAGCCACACAGGUGUUCUUUGCCCUGGGCCUGGGCUACGGCUCUGUGAUUGCCUACUCUUCCUACAACCCCAUCCACAACAACUGUCACCGUGACGCGCUCAUGGUCUCUUGCAUCAACUUCAUGACCUCAGUGCUCGCAUCACUGGUGGUGUUCGUAGUGCUGGGCUUCAGGGCCAAGAACAUUGUCCUGAACUGCAUCACCCAAAAUCUGGGCCUGUUAAACGACAUGGCCACACAUGGAAGCAACCAUCACUGGUGGCCGUGGUUCAACAUGUCUGAUCCUGCCUCCGUCACCAUACCUGACUACAGAGAAUGGUACCAUCACUACGGCUCCCAGGUGGGGACAAACAUCACCGACUGUGACCUGGAUGAGGAGAUGAGCAAGGGUGUGGAAGGGACGGGCCUGGCGUUCAUUGCCUUCACAGAGGCCAUGGCCCAGUUCCCUGCCAGCCCCUUCUGGUCCACGCUCUUCUUCCUCAUGCUGCUCAACCUGGGCAUGAGCACCAUGUUCGGCACCAUGCAGGGGAUCCUCACCCCCCUCAUGGACAACUUCAGCCUGCUGGGACGCCACCGGACCAUGCUCACUGUGUGCAGCUGUGCUCUGGGCUUUGUGAUCGGACUUUUGUUUACCCAGCGCUCGGGGAACUACUUUGUGACAAUGUUCGAUGACUACUCUGCCACCCUACCCCUGAUCAUCGUGGUGGUCUUUGAGACAUUCGCUGUGGCCUGGGUGUACGGAGCUGACCGCUUCUUGGAUGACAUUGAGAUCAUGCUGAAAUGGCGCCCCCCGGUGCUGUAUAAGUACCUGUGGAAGUACGUGUGUCUGUUUGCUAUGGUGGGCCUGCUGGCGGCAAGUCUACUGCGAAUGGUCUUCAAACGACCGACCUACACAGCCUGGAACCACACCACGGCAUCGGAGACAACUCUGGAGUACCCAGGCUGGGCCCUGGCCAUGUUGGCCAUGCUGAUCCUGGCUGCCACCCUGCCUGUCCCUGUUGGCUACUUCCACUCCUGGCUGAAGAACCGUGGCAUGGGCCCCGAGGGGGAGCUCGCGGGCCAGGAGAUAGACAGAGAGAGGUACACCAAGUGCAACUCCAGCGACGCCCUGGACUCCAACUCCCAGCAUACCCCUUCGGUGGAGGAUGAUGGCCGACCCAGGGCUAGCUUCCUACCACUGGGCCUUGACCACUACAGACUCCUCCCACAACAGGAAGACGUGGAAGAGGAGGAAGAGGAUACGAUGUGAGAGAGGGGUUUGAGAAUCAAGGGACGAAGAGAGGAGAGUGGCAGUCGGAAAGAGAGCCCCACUUUAGAGAGAGAGAGAGAGCGAGCGUCUCUUGACUGAAAUAGUGGAAAGGACUCCACUUAUAUCCCCAGACUUUUAAUUGAUAAGGAAUCUUAAUAAUGUAUUACAAUGUAUAUGACCGUUCAUCCAUAUUACCAAAGAAACCUAACAUUAGCACAAUGUAAUAACCUGUAUCCUUAGUGCCAACGCACACCUAUCAGUGACCUAUCAUAAGUGACCUAUCAUAAGUCACGUAUCAUAAGUGACCUAUCAUAAGUCACGUAUCAUAAUUGACCUAUCAUAAGUCACCUAUCAUAAGUAACAUCAUAAUUGAACUAUCAUAAGGGACCUAUUAUAAGUGACCUGGGGUGGCAGGUAGCCUAGGGGUUAGAGUGUUGGGCUGGGAACUGAAAGGUUGCUGGAUCGAAUCCCUGAGCUGACAAGGUAAAAAUCUGUUGUUCUGCCCCUGAACAAGGCAGUUAACCCACCUUUCCCUGGUGGGCUGUCAUUGUAAAUAAGAAUUUGUUCUUAACUGACUUGCCUCGUUAAAUUGACUAUUUACAAAACCUAUCAUAAGUGACUUAUUAUAGGUGACCUAUCAUUAUACUGAUAAGUACUGUAAGAAGUGCCUUAUUAUAGGUGACCUAUCUUUAUACUGAUAAGUACUGUAAGAAGUGCCUUAUUAUAGGUGACCUAUCAUUAUACUGAUAAGUACUGUAAGAAGUGCCUUAUUAUAGGUGACCUAUCAUUAUACUGAUAAGUACUGUAAGAAGUGCCUUAUUAUAGGUGACCUAUCAUUAUACUGAUAAGUACUGUAAGAAGUGCCUUAUUAUAGGUGACCUAUCAUUAUACUGAUAAGUACUGUAAGAAGUGCCUUAUGGUUCAAGUGCUGUAUUAACACACCCAGGAUCCUGUUCCUUGAACUGUGAUGACAGUUUCAACUAGCUGCUUACAGGUCAAUUAUAAGUAUGACUUGUAAUUCUUGGGUUUCUUGUAGUUUGACUUGAUUCUGCUCCAAAGACACUUCUGAAGGUGAGGAGUAUUGAGGGAAGCGAAAGACUUUAAAGUCCAGCUUGUAUAUUGCAUAGUAAUACUCUUGUAAGACAAGUAGAGGCUCUGAUCCAGAGAGACACAAAAUAUAUAUUUGAUAUAUUCUGAUAUGUAGUUUUUUUAUUAGGGUGCUAAACUUAGUUCAAGAACGUAAGGAGCUGAAUUUGAUCAUAACCAUACUGUUCUGGUUCUACUCCUUUAACCUAAUCACACUCGUUCUGAUCCUAACCAUACUGUUCUGGUUCUACUCCUUUAACCUAGUCACACUGUCGUUCUGAUCCUAACCAUACUGGUCUGGUUCUACUCCUUUAACCUAAUCACACUGCCAUUCUGAUCAUAACCAUACUGUUCUGGUUCUACUCCUUUAACCUAAUCACACUCGUUCUGAUCCUAACCAUACUGUUCUGGUUCUACUCCUUUAACCUAGUCACACUGUCGUUCUGAUCCUAACCAUACUGGUCUGGUUCUACUCCUUUAACCUAAUCACACUGCCAUUCUGAUCAUAACCAUACUGUUCUGGUUCUACUCCUUUAACCUAAUCACACUGUCGUUCUGAUCCUAACCAUACUGUUCUGGUUCUACUCCUUUAACCUAGUCACACUGUCGUUCUGAUCCUAACCAUACUGGUCUGGUUCUACUCCUUUAACCUAAUCACACUGCCAUUCUGAUCAUAACCAUACUGUUCUGGUUCUACUCCUUUAACCUAAUCACACUGUCGUUCUGAUCCUAACCAUACUGUUCUGGUUCUACUCCUUUAACCUAGUCACACUGUCGUUCUGAUCCUAACCAUACUGGUCUGGUUCUACUCCUUUAACCUAAUCACACUGCCAUUCUGAUCAUAACCAUACUGUUCUGGUUCUACUCCUUUAACCUAGUCACACUGUCGUUCUGAUCCUAACCAUACUGGUCUGGUUCUACUCCUUUAACCUAGUCACACUGUCGUUCUGAUCCUAACCAUACUGGUCUGGUUCUACUCCUUUAACCUAAUCACACUGCCAUUCUGAUCAUAACCAUACUGUUCUGGUUCUACUCCUUUAACCUAGUCACACUGUUGUUCUGAUCCUAACCAUCUAACCAUUCUUAUCACCUUGUCCUUUGCAGGCCAGUUCAGCUUGGCUUAGAUCGACUCUGUAGUGUGAAAAGGACAGUUUUUUCAUCCUUGCCUUGUUACCAGAGAUUGAUUUGUCGCUGGGAAACGAGGUGUGUGCACACGUCAGCCAAUCAUUAGUUGAUCAUAAGAACCAGGGAGAAACACUAACCUAGCAGGACUGUGGACGUCGAGGGCCUGAGUUUAUGCACCCUUGAUCAAGACAAUCAACUGUUACUGUAUUUCUCAGUGUUGAGUUUAUCCAGGUCAACUGUUACUGUAUUUCUCAGUGUUGAGUUUACCCAGGUCAACUGUUACUGUAUUUCUCAGUGUUGAGUUUAUCCAGGUCAACUGUUACUGUAUUUCUCAGUGUUGAGUUUACCCAGGUCAACUGUUACUGUAUUUCUCAGUGUUGAGUUUACCCAGGUCAACUGUUACUGUAUUUCUCAGUGUUGAGUUUACCCAGGUCAACUGUUACUGUAUUUCUCAGUGUUGAGUUUACCCAGGUCAACUGUUACUGUAUUUCUCAGUGUUGAGUUUACCCUGGUCAACUGGCUAACUCAUUGAUCCUGCCUGGUGAGUUUACCACCCAGCUCUGCCCAUUCAUGUCAUUAGAUAUAAACUGGGAUUUCUGAGUGCUCUGCACAGCUAUAACCAUCAAAGCAAAGCUAGUAGCUGCAACGGAGACUGCAGAGAGAACAGAAUCCUCCACAGUUACAACUGGGAUGUAGACUUCACAAUGAUUGUACAAACAUCAUCAUGGCAACACAGCGUGACUUAGGCCUUAUUAGUAACUGUAAUGAAAUAACAAAUGGAAUGAUUUAAUACCAGACAUGAACCCAGUUACAGUCCACUUCCACUGCUUUUCCAUUUCAAUCGUGUUUGAAAUUACUAUUUGAAAAAAAUACACAUUCUAAUUCAUAUGAAAAAGGGAAUCUAAAAGUAGUGACAUUUCCAAAACUUGUUUACGACCCUGUUAUUACAUGGUAAUUACACAGCUUAUUUCAGUGGUUGUUAAUAUGGUUUAACAAGGCGAAGCCUAUGACGUCAAGUGUGGCCAGAAACCUUACUGUACUAGAAGGAUUGGUACACUUGUAGUCCCGCAGUCAAACACACUCCAGGUCAGGGGUGGGCAAGUCCAUUCCUCCAGGGCCUGAUUGGUGUCACACUUUUUCUCCAUCCCCAGCUAAAACACCUGACUCCAAUAUCAUGAUCUUCAGUUUAGAAUGUUAUUAGUUUAAUCAGCCGUGUUUGCUAGGUGUGGGUGAAAAGUGUGACACCAUCCCUGCUCCAGGGGACUGGAGUUGCCCAUCCCUGCUCCAGGGGACUGGAGUUGCCCAUCCCUGCUCCAGGGGAAUAGAGUUGCCCAUCCCUGCUCCAGGGGAAUGGAGUUGCCCAUUCAUGCUCCAGGGGAAUGGAGUUGCCCAUCCCUGCUCCAGGGGAAUGGAGUUG